AUGGUAAUAGGUGACUUUAAUGCAGUGUUAAAUGCAGAUGACAGAAUAGGUGGAAAGGAAGUGACAUGGGCUGAAGUGGUGGAUUUUCACAAUUGUGUAAUGGAGUGUGGAUUAAUGGAAUUGCCAGCACAAGGGAAUAAGUUCCUGGCUGAAGGAAUCAGUAAUCAUUGUCCAGCUAAGGUUGUUAAAACGCUGAAACUGCUAAAGAAGGGACUAAAAACAUUAAAUGCACAGGCUUUUAAUAACAUAUUGACAGAAACAAAUGAAGACAGGGCUAAUCUAAAGAAGGCUCAAGAGCAGUUGCAGAGAAGACCCUUAAAUGUGGAGUAUCAACAAGCUGAAGCUAAAGCAUAUGAGAAGUUUAGGAAUUCAUCCUACUUAGCUGAAUCAGUUACUCAGAUAAAAGACAGCUCUGGAAAUUGGCUAACAGAUCCAGAUAGAAUUGCAGAUACUUUUGUUGAGUAUUAUGAGAACUUAUUAGGGAGGACAACAAAUGAGAGAGUGAUGACUUUCAGGAGUAUAAUCAGAAAUGGAAGCAGAUUAUCAGAAACACUUCAAGAUGAACUAAUACAACCUUUCUCGAGAAGGGAAGUAAAGCAAGCUAUGUUCCAAAUAGACAUCAAUAAGAGUCCUGGUCCAUAUGGAUUUGGGAGUGGUUUUUAUAAAGCAGCUUGGCCAAUAGUGGGAGGAGAUAUUACUGAAACAAUAUUGGAGUUCUUUCAGAAUGGAAGAUUGCUUAGACAGAUAAACACUAUUAACAUUGCUUUGAUACCUAAAGUGGAGGUUCCUUAG
Messenger RNA from Nicotiana tabacum (common tobacco), 792 nucleotides. RefSeq lists its product as uncharacterized. Lineage: Eukaryota; Viridiplantae; Streptophyta; Magnoliopsida; Solanales; Solanaceae. The record is from RefSeq and is a predicted model, not a curated record.